Messenger RNA from Fraxinus pennsylvanica, 1020 nucleotides. The record is from the annotation of a GenBank genome assembly. Lineage: Eukaryota; Viridiplantae; Streptophyta; Magnoliopsida; Lamiales; Oleaceae.
AUGAGUGCAAUUACUUGGGCAUCAUUUAUUUCUGGAUACUGUAAAAUGGGGUGUGAAAUUGAGAGUUUUGAGCUGUUUUGGCAAAUGCUAUGCGAGGGGCACAAGCCCAGUAAGUUUGUGUUGGGAAAUGUGCUUAGAAUGUGCUCUAUUAAGGGUCUACUUUCAAGAGGUGAACAAACUCAUGGUUAUGCUAUUAAGACACAAUUUGACAGGGAUGUCUUUAUUGUUACUGGGCUAAUUGACAUGUACGUGAAAUGUUUUCAUGUUCUUGAAGCUGAAUUUCUUUUUAAAAGGAUGACUAGUGGGAAAAAUCAUGUUACUUGGACUGCUAUGAUUAAUGGUUAUUCACUAAAUAGUGACGUUGACAAAGCAAUUCAGUGCUUUAGAGGUAUGAGGGCUGAAGGGGUAGAGGCCAACCAGUAUACAUUCCCAGCAGUGUUGACAGCUUGUGGAUCUGUUUCUGAUCUUAUGUUUGGGGUGCAGGUGCAUAGUUGUGUUGUUCGUGGUGGUUUUGGUGAUAACGUGUUUGUUCAAAGUGCGUUGGUCAAUAUGUAUGCCAAGUGUGGGGACUUGAAAAGUGCCAGGAAAGUAUUAGAGUCAAGGGAGGUUGUUGAUAUGAUUUCAUGGAAUGCCAUGAUAGUUGGGUGUGUGAGACAAGGUUCCUUAGAGGAUGCAUUGUCAUUAUUUCGUACAAUGCAUGCAAAACUUAUGGAAUUUGAUGAGUUCACAUACCCCUCCAUCCUCAAUGCUCUUGCUUCCAAGAAAGAUGUAAUAAAUGGGAAAUCCGUCCACUCCUUGAUCUUCAAAACUGGAUUUGAGAAUUGCAAAAUUGAGCACCGAUUCGGAUAUAUAAGAACCUUCGGAAGGAACGUGUUCUUGUGGGGAUUACUGGUAGGAAGUGCAUCCUCUUACUUGUUUGAACUGAAUCUCCCUUUAAGAAGCAUGAGGUUUGAUAAGCUAUUUUCUGCAAGUGGAUGGUUGAUAUUGGUGUCAAUGUUUUUGAUAGCCAUGUUUUCAUGA